Messenger RNA from Micropterus salmoides (largemouth bass), 8053 nucleotides. It is a transcript of the gene erbin, whose product is annotated as erbb2 interacting protein. The transcript has 28 exons. Bases 645 to 4862 code for a protein of 1405 amino acids. Gene Ontology annotation, biological process: neurotransmitter receptor transport postsynaptic membrane to endosome; neurotransmitter receptor transport, endosome to postsynaptic membrane. Gene Ontology annotation, molecular function: protein binding. The record is from RefSeq and is a predicted model, not a curated record. Gene Ontology annotation, cellular component: postsynaptic membrane; adherens junction; postsynaptic density. NCBI's taxonomy places the organism in Eukaryota, Metazoa, Chordata, Actinopteri, Centrarchiformes, Centrarchidae.
UGAGUUAGAUACGGGGAGUCGCUGAAAGUGUCUGGGAGAGAUAAUCUAGUGAAAGCAUCAGCACGGGGUAGCUAGAAAGGCGACUUCUGGUGGACAGCCCCCUCCUACAUGCAGGCACAGAGGUCGCAGGGAAGAAUCCCACCGCUUCAUGUUCUCACAGCGUCAAUGUAGCUUCAGUCGACUCUGUCAAAGCUGCGUGAUUAAACGAAAGAUUAUGACUGAAAACACCUGGGUGCGGCACGCAUUAGUGGGAAAGGUUUCGCUCUGGCGGAGGUCGUACGCAUUUUUGCCUUUUGUAUUUCCUUGCUGAAUGUCGUGGACAUUUUGGAUUUUUUUUUUAAUGCUCUUGUGUUAUCAAGUCUUACAAAUUAAGGGGCCAUUUUCCCCCCUCCUGUCUUCGCCUUCGGUUAGUUUGUUUGAGUAACACCUGGAAGGUGAAUACUUUGAAGUGAGAAAACAACUGGGGACGACAACGUUAAACAACUUGAGGACGGCUCGCUGAGGAGAAUCACCCCGCCAAUAACCUGGACAUCAGUAAAUGAGACGCUGACUCGGAAGUAAUUUAGAUAAGCAAAUUGGUGGAUCUAUCAUCUGCAAUCCACUGGGAUCCAGGCGCUUGAGUCCUAAAUGACAAGUGCCUGAGGAUGUCCAAGCGUAGCUUAUUUGUUCGUCUGGUGCCGUGCCGCUGCUUGCGGGGUGAGGAGGAGGCCGUAACAUCGCUGGACUACUCCCACUGCAGCUUGGAGACUGUUCCUAAGGAGAUCUUUGGCUUUGAGAAGACCCUGCAGGAACUCUACCUCGAUGCCAACCAGAUUGAGGAGCUGCCUAAACAACUGUUUAACUGCCAGUUACUCCACCGACUGAGCAUGCCAGAUAAUGACCUAACGGUGCUGCCAGCAGCAAUCGCAAAUCUCAUCAAUCUCAGGGAGCUUGAUGUCAGCAAAAACAGUAUCCAGGAGUUUCCAGAAAACAUCAAGAAUUGCAAAGUCCUGGCUAUUGUCGAAGCCAGUGUGAAUCCCAUAUCCAAGCUCCCAGAAGGCUUCACCCAGCUUCUGAGUCUGACGCAGCUCUACCUGAAUGAUGCUUUUCUGGAGUUUUUACCAGCCAGCUUUGGCAGGUUGACUAAACUACAGAUCUUGGAGCUCAGGGAGAACCAGUUAAAGAUGUUGCCAAAAAGCAUGCACAAGCUCACACAGCUGGAGAGGUUGGACCUGGGGAGUAAUGAGUUCACUGAAGUGCCUGAAGUGUUGGAGCAGCUGGCUGGAAUCAAGGAGCUGUGGAUUGAUGGGAACAGACUGACAUUUUUACCUGGGAUGCUUGGGACACUAAAACAGCUGGUAUACCUGGAUGUGUCGAAGAACAACCUGGAGAUGGUAGAUGAACAAAUCUGUGGCUGUGACAGUCUGCAAGACCUACUGCUUUCCAACAAUGCCCUCACACAGCUGCCAGGCUCCAUUGGCUCUCUGAAGAAACUGACUGCACUGAAAGUGGAUGAGAACCAGCUGAUGUACUUGCCAGACUCAAUUGGAGGGCUGACAUCUCUGGAUGAGCUGGACUGCAGUUUCAAUGAGAUCGAAGCCUUGCCCUCUUUCAUCGGCCAGUGCGUCAGCAUCCGCACCUUUGCUGCAGAUCACAACUUCCUUACCCAGCUUCCCCCUGAGAUGGGCAACUGGAAGAAUGCAACUGUGCUGUUCCUUCAUUCCAACAAGCUGGAGUCCUUGCCUGAGGAAAUGGGUGAGAUGCAGAAGCUCAAGGUCAUCAACCUCAGCAACAACAAGUUAAAGAAUCUUCCCUACAGUUUCACUAAACUGAACCAGAUGACUGCAAUGUGGCUGUCUGAAAAUCAGUCAAAGCCCCUGAUUCCUCUCCAGAAGGAGGAGGAUCCAGAGACACACAAAACUGUGCUGACCAACUACAUGUUUCCCCAGCAAAUCAGGACUGAGGACUACAUUCCCAACUCUGACUCUGAGAGCUUCAAUCCAGCACUCUGGGAGGAACAACGCAAGCACCGAGCUCAGGUGGCCUUUGAGUGUGACGAGGACAAGGACGAGAGAGAAACACCCCCAAGGGAAGGAAACCUGAAGCGCUACCCUACGCCAUACCCAGACGAGCUGAAGAACAUGGUGAAGACAGCCCAGUCUGUGGCUCACAGACUGAAGGAGGAUGAGUCGGGUGAUGAGUCGGGAAAAGAUGCAAAACCAAUUGAGAGGAAUCACAUUGGAGUGCAGGAUGUGGGAGUUAAGGUGAUAGAGGCCCCCUGUCCUAACGGCAUGGCAUCAGACGUGGACCCCCAAGUAUCUACCAUCACAUAUCCUUCUGCACCUGAAUCAAAAGACACUUCGGAGUCUUACAGCUCUCAGAAAGUCCCACUCAAAUCUUCAGGGGGCUCUAUGAUGAACCAUGAGGACACACUGGAGGAUUCUGAUGAGCUGUUUGAUGAAGAAGAGGAGAUGAAAAUUGCAGAGAUGAGACCCCCUCUUAUUGAGAUUUCCAUAAACCAGCCUAAAGUAGUGACUUUAAGUAAGGACAAAAAAGAUGACGCUGACUCUUUGCUGGAUGACACAGUGGCCAACAGCAACCAGAACAACAGUAACUGUUCAUCGCCAUCCCGCAUGUCUGACUCCGUGUCUCUGACCACAGACAGCAGUCAGGACAACUCUCUGUGCACCCCAGAGAGAGAGGCAAAGAUGCCCUUCCUACCAAAAAGCCGGCAAGAAGAUGAGAAUAUGAACCAGCCUAAAGACACCACCCCUCUCCUCCAUAAUGGCAAUGGCUCUGAAACGUCCCUUCAGGCCCUUUUGAAAACCCAGCAGACCCCACCAGAGAAAAUGGGUGACUACGACCUGUCCAUGGAAGCCAGACUGGCCUUCAUUGAGAAGGGAAUUAACAACGGCAUGGGAGAAACCUACACAAAGUGGGACCAGAUCAAUAUGAAUGUGUCCAAGUUGCCAACCGACAACAUGGUUCAGAUGGAUGACGUGGACAAAACCAGGAAUGGUUCUGUAACCCAGGAGGACUUUGACAGCAAGCAGGGUUUUAGCAACGACAAUAUGGAGCAUUUUCUGAAUGGAAACCAGCAGGUCAGUGAAUGCAUCAAUAGUCUCGGGGACAAAAGCCACGCGAUGAGGGUGGAGACAUCUGCUGUGCAUGUGGCCUCGACAGGCGUGACAGCCAGCAGUGACAUGUCUCUGUCUCGCAGCACAGAGGAACUGUCUCCAGAGAAAAGGUGCCAUCCCCCGCAGGUGAUGAAGUCUCACAGUGUAAGCAACAUAGAAACAGAAGACAUGAAGCUUUACUCUUUUGAUGGGGAUAGUGACACAACAGGAAUGACUAGGGUGGCGGGGGCCGGCCCAGGGCCAGGAGCUCAGGGCCAGAGCAUAGUCAGGAGCAAGUCAGCCAGUCAGUUACUCAACGACCAGACUCUCCAGGUCUACCCCUGCUCCUCUGCAUCUUCCUCAGACCUGCUAUCUUCCUCUAAGCCCCCCGCCAGCACCAGCAGAUAUCCAGUUUCCUCCAGCAUGGCCAUGGGCAUUCCUCCUCCUCAGUACAAUAUACAGUACACAAGCAGUGCCAUACCUAAAGAGGGCCUCUGGGCCCAGAGGACACCCAUGCCCCUAGAGCACCAAGGCUACCUCCCUCCUCCUCCACACUCACUAGCCAACACCAACUACUCCAACCGUAAUCAAGCACCUCCCUACCCUCUACAGCCCCAGCAGAGGGGGCCUCCCAUGGGUCCCAAACCGUCUGGGGACAUGUGGGUUAAAGAGAGACUUUAUUCUACUGGAAGCCAGUCUAGAAGCAGCACUCUGCAGAGGCAAAGCAGCACCACCUCCACCGCCUCCAUGAGCGACCCAAGGCGCAUGCAGGUGCCUGACGGCGAAUACAUGACAUACAGGGACAUUCACACCCUCGCCAGGGGGCCGCUGGCCAUGAGCCAGGCCAUGCAGAGGCCCCUCUCAGCUCGCACUUACAGCAUCGACGUACCUGGAUCUUCCAGGCCUCUCAGCGCCAAGCCGCAGCCCCAUGAGCUUCCAGAGAGGACCAUGUCUGUCAGCGAUUUCAACUACCAGCACAGCAGCCCCAGCAAGAGGCCCAACACCAGGGUGAAGUCUGAGCACUCACUGCUUGAUGGGCCCGGUCAGUUGUCAGGGGGAGCAGGAAGGGUGCCAUCUGACUGGAGAGACCAGGUGAUGCGGCACAUUGAGGCAAAAAAAAUGGAAAAGAAUGCGCUGUCUCGCUCCUAUAAUUCCAAUAACACUCCGCUGAACUGGUCUCACUACGGCAGCUGUAGGGAUAUGCAUGCCAGCCAAGGGUCUCUGGUCUUUAGUGCCAGGGACGGACAGCCCUACGGAGCUCUUGGCUUCUGUGAUGAUGUGUUUAGUCCCCAAGGGCAGCAGAGCUACACCUUGGACCACAGAAAAGUGCCUUUGAUGAAUGGUCAGAUGGGCCCUUCUGUUCGUCCUCAGAUGAGCCAGGCGCCCAUGGCUCGCCACCCUUCCAGAGAGCAGCUCAUUGAUUAUCUGAUGCUCAAAGUCUCCCAUCAGCCUCAGGGGCCUCCACGCAUCCCACAUGACACACUGCAAGAGAUCCGUGUGAAAGUGGAGAAGAAUCCAGAGCUGGGUUUCAGUAUAUCAGGAGGAGUGGGAGGCCGGGGAAAUCCCUUUCGUCCAGAUGACAAUGGUAUAUUUGUGACAAGGGUUCAACCUGAGGGACCAGCAUCCAAGAUUCUUCAGCCUGGAGAUAAAAUUAUCCAGGUAAAUGGAUACAGCUUUGUGAAUAUCGAUCACGGGAAUGCAGUGGCCCUCCUGAAGACAUUUCCAAACACUGUGGAUUUGACUAUCAUAAGAGAAAUGCAAGCAUAGACUCAACUGAAACUGACCUCUGGAGAGGGGGGGACAUACGAGAGACGAACAGAGAAAUUUAUGUGGACUCUCAUAUUUUUAUACACAGAGGAGACUGAUCUGUUGAUACCUGUUGGGACUAUUUAUAGUAGAGAUCUUCAUAGCCUUGAUUGAACGGGGAAAACCACUGAAUGUAGUGGAUCAAAAUGAGACGGCGGCAAACCUCUGCAAGUACGAGUCCUCAAAAGGCCAUCACUGUGGUAUAUAUAUUUUUAUACAAAAGAAGCGGAAGCUAUGACCUGCUCUGAAGCAAAUAAUUACUGUGGUCCUUUUUUUUUUUUUUUUUUUUUUUUUUUGUCUAAAACUCAUAAAUCCUCAUAAUUAGGUUUUAUUUCUCCGGUUUGACAUAAAUUGACCACUCGGGGGCAGGGCUGCCCUUUUCUGUCAUCCACUUUGCCUUUUCUUUUUGUUUUUUACUUUUUAUGUAAGAUGUUGAAACCAUUUUCUGGUGUGCCGUGCGAUAUUACAUGGAGGACAAUGUUACGUGCUUUUCAUGUGAAGACGAAUGUAGAUCAAGGAAAUGUUUUGAUUUUGUUUUUAUGGAGAGACAUUUUAAGUUUCUGCGAAUUCGGAGAGUUGAGAAGAGCACAUCAUCCCUCUCUGCUUCCAUAAACCAUAAACACCUUCCAUCGUACGCGACACUUUUGUCCUCAGAUCCUCCCAAAUAUCCUCAAAGCAAUUGCUCGGCAUAUCACCUAACUAGACCACUACCUGUGCUGUGUGUGUGUGUGUUGGGAGGGGAGGGGUUCCUUUUCAGCUUUUCAGAGAUUGAAGAAAUGCAGUUAAUGAGAUUUAAAGGAAAUUUAAAUAUCGGGGAAAUAGGAGUGGAGAGCUAUAGUAUGUGUUUGCUCAGCCUUAAUCUGUUUCGCAAGUCAGAAGCUGCUGUUUAAAGCGAAGUUUUGACAUUUUGGGAAAUAGGGUUAAUUCACGGCUGCACGCAAGUUGAUGCUCUAGCAGUAAGCUAACUGGCACAUAGAAUAGAAACAUAAAGGAACGGCUAACUGACUCUGUCAAAGGUAACAAAAUCCACCUACCAGCACCUCUAAAGCUCACUAAUUAAAAUAUAUGUAGUUUGGUUAACACUUUUUACAGGAGUUAACUUAUGCCAGACUUCCUGAAAUCUUUGGACAGAUCAAGCUUGUUAGCCGUGUUCCCCAGUUUCCAGUCUUUGCGCUAACCUAAGCUAACAUUAGCAAACUGCUAACGGAAAGGUAGCUAUCAAUCUUCUCCACUUCUCUUAAUUUUUACCGCCAUAAAGUGAAUACCCGUAUUUCCCCAAAUGUCAAAACUAUUCCUUUAAGCAGAGAAACAUAUUGGCGGUUAUGCUAGUUAACCAAAGCCAAGUUUGGAAAAUGUGGACAGAAGGCAAAAGCAGGAGACAACUUAAGAAAGAGAUUUGAAUAAGGACAGGUCAAUGUUUCACAUGUGUUUUUCAUUUUUUAUUUUUAAGGGCUUCAUCGUUCAGGCAGCCAUUGGUGAGAUGAGUGUUUGUAUCGCAGAGGUUUCAACAUCUGGCAGUUUUAUUUUUUACAUGGGAGAAGACCACAGUUUGCCUUUUUGUGUCUUUAAAAAUGUUUUAUCAUGCUUUUAUCAUCACUUUGGAGCAGUUUCCCAUUUCUUUUUUUCCUCGCUGUACAGAGUGGAUUUGGGAGAAGCAAGUUGUCAAGUGCCAUAGACCUUGAACUGUUUGAAUAGGGGAGGACCUUUGACCCCAGAGCCCAAGCAAUAUUCACCACAUUCUGAGUACAUUUGCAGCAUAUUGACCUAAAAGCAAUAUUUAAAGCCUUUAUUUUCAUUCAGAAAAACAUCAGAUAACAUUUUUUAAAAACACAACCUUUUAGUAAUCCCUGACGAUUUUACAUGAUUUUAUAUUGUGAAAAUAAUCUUUUUUUGUAAUGAAAUAGCACAGGAAAUAUAUAUGGUAGUGCUAAAAAAAAAAGCAAAAUUUCUCUGCAUUGUGUAAAAGUGAAUGUUUGUGUCACUUUGCUCAAGGCUUCUUACUGUUUGUUGCUUACAUUACCAUAACUCCUGAUGUUCAUCUGUGCAAAAUAAUCAACGCUGAAAAACGAAUCCAGUCAAAGCUGCAUCUCAAAACAUUCCUAAUGUUUGUCAAAUAGUGUCAGAGGGAAAAAUGUGGGUUUUUUACGUCCACAUCAUGUGAUCAAAUGUUCUGCUCCUCUCCUUUUUAUAUUCUUUCACUUGUAAAUAACUAUUCAGUGAGACGUAUUUCUAAAUGAAAUGGAAAUGAUAAAGUUCACAUACUAAGUAAUGGCCCAUAAAUUCUAACGGCAUAUUUGUGACCACUGAAUUGUUUGUAAAAUAUAUAAUAGCAUUUGAUCGUACAAUGUUUCAGCAAAUGGCAUUCUCUCAACUUGUUUACAGUAGAUUGUGUCGUCUACUGUACUCUUCCUGUACGUAGUGAAGUUUGACCCAUAUGUUGUGCUCGUGGCACUGUCCAACAAAAAUGAAAACACUUGUAAGUCACUAAUUUAAAUAUCCCAUUUAAUGAUAAUAGCCAUGCUAUUUUAAAGGUAGCUAUUCUAAGUGAAGCUGUGCCCUUCAUUUUUAAGCUGAAUCUAAAAUUGGUACAUUGUAUUUACAGGCAAAUGCCAAUAAUGUUUGUUCUGUGAGAAAUUUGGGAAACAUAUAGUGUUUUACACAGAUGAAUUGUUUUUAUUAAUUGUAUUAAUUUUGUUGGUGAUUUGUUUACUUUCUAAGAGUAGGGGGAAACAUUUCUGGGGUAAUGGUCACUUUAUAUUCACAGCAAAAACAUGCCGUCUGACAUUGUAGACAAUCUUGGGAGAUAAAACAUGUCACAUUUUCUUCAUCCAUUGUCGGUCUGUUCCUUAUGCUCCUUUUAUUGUUCUUAUUUAUUUAGCAGUCUUCUGUGGUUUUUAGACCUUACUAAUCAAAUUGUAAAUACUCUAAAUUGAGAAAAGAAUUAAUCAUGGCAUUAGUGACUUGCGAUUGUAAAACCAGCAAUAAAUUGCAAUGCAGAGGCACCUGUUUUAAUGUAUAGGUAGUAUUUCUAAGGUUUCUCUGGAAACAGCCACAGUGAUGAUAUGCAUUUAUCCAACAUUCCAGAUUUUGUACAUAAUUACCUGUUUCUGAAGUAACCUGUGGACAAUAAAACUAAUGCUCUUUAAAAAGGA